UUAAGCGUCAACGUUUUAUGCAGAGCCUUGGCUGCAAAGCAACCUAAGCUGACCUAACACACAGUGAUUCCAGACGGUCCACCGUUAGUAUUUUCGGUGGUCCUUUGGCACGGGGGGUACAGCGACUAUGACGAAUGGAGGCUACCGUGGAUUUGGUCGCGAUCAUGAUCGUGAUCGGUACCCGGAUAAUUGUCGUGACUUUGGGCGUGAUGACCACCGUGAGCAUAGCCGUUAUGUGCGAGGCGACCGUGCGAGGGAGUACGAACGGGGUCCGACAUACGAGAGAAGCCAAGACUAUCGGGAGCAACCUAGGAGGGCAGCUCCUGUUUGCUUUGGGUGCGAAAAACCUGAACAUUAUCGUAAUCAAUGUCCCAGGUUGACGGGGGAAGGUAGCUCGAGGGCAUGCAUGACACGCGGCCGCUCGCUGUCUCCAAAUAGACAACGUUCGGCGCAUGGGAGACGCUCUACGUCGGAGGAUACAUCCGUUAAACAACAGUUGGAAGAGCUCGCUGAUUCACUGGCGAGUAUGAAAAAGCACUUCGAUCGAGAACAAGCGAAGAAUGACAAAAAGGCGAAGCGGAAGCAGGAGAAGGAGGAACGUGAGAAGGAGGAGCGCUUUGCUGCGAAGCGCCGUGAAGACCGAAAGGAGGAAAAGCUACGUCGAGAUGAGAUGGAACGGGAGAGGUUCCGUAAGGAGUUGCGAAUGCAGAUCUCCAAGGAUGUUGGAGGUCUCGGUGAGCACCUCGAGCGCAGGAUUAAUCGUGUUAUCGCUCUCGCUAAAGGGAAAGGCAAGGCUGAGGAGGUACCCUCCGAGGCGGAAUCUUACGAGUCUGAGAGCAGUGACGUCGAAACUUUGAGCGACUUGGCGGAAAAACUGACGAUCAAUAAGAAGCGCAAACGCGCCCCCGAAGAAGUGGAGGGCGAUAGCCCUCCCAUGGAGACACCGGUGAAGCGCUCCGCCAAACGUGGGGAACUGGAUCCCCUACGGCUUACCAAGCGGCUACAGCUGAGCUGCCGCCGACCACCUCUCAAGAAGACGCCUACGUGGAAGACUCCGAGGAAGACGCCGCGACGUAUCGUGUGGAAGAACAAGAUCCCAGCAGCAGGUGGACCGAUGGGGAAGCUGAGGUUCGUUACGGAGAACCUGAAGACACUCGACAAUAUGACAAUGGACCAACUAAAGGAGAUUUGCCGUUUGCAAGACGUUCAGUAUGAGUCUAAGAAGAUGGAAACAAUUCUUGCUAUUGCCGAUAAGCGGACACACAUCGCUUCUGGAUCUGAUCAUGAUGCUGUCGAGGAAGAGGCCGCGGAGCAUGAGGAUCCGGCGGGUGUCGCCGCUGAUGAUACCAAGUCAGGCACAGAGGAGGACACAGAGUGGAGCCCGGUGUUGAAUACAACCGGAAAGGCUAAGAAACGUCAGCAUCGGAGUUGCCGUGUCCGGAAGGGUUUCCCCUACCCCAGGGUAGGUGCCCACGUGCAGGCUCGUUUGCAGGAUAUCGAGGGCGUCCAUGCGCUCAUUCUAAACGCGAAUAACAUCCCUAAGCAGUCGCACCCCAACCAUUGCGUGCUGUUGAUUCAGGAGAUUGAAUUGGGCUUACAAUCCUGGGCUAAUCGCAGAGGGGAGACGCCAUUUGUCCUACCGUCCGAAGUUCAGAGAUGUAUGGUCGCGCCAUCGGGGGAAGUAGCUGAAUACCUUGAUCUGCGCCGCGUUAGGAAUCUUGGUAGGGAUCUUUCGGGUCGGGUACUGACGCCAUUGGAUCGGAAUCUUGGCGAGACUUUGGUACUAUGCCCGAAGCUGUACGAUGAAGCCUUGAUGGAUUUGUUCGUAUGCUCUUCGGGGUACGUUGUUGUGGAGCAGGAUGAGGCUGAUUUACAUACCAGGAUGGUGGAGGACUUGCGGAAGCAUGAUCUGCUACGGUUUGCGAUGUGGGAUAAGAAGGUUUUGGAACAUGUCAACCGUACUGUCGGUCGGCAGUCCUCUGGCGACCCGGAACUUGCUGGCAUGUCUUAUGAUAUUAAAGACAUGUUCAGCAAGCUCCCCCAUGAUGAGAUCAUGACAGCAGUCGACUGGAUUAUCGAUUACCAUCAGGGUAAGGGUCGUACCUCGGUUCACAUUAACACUCGAGGAAAGGGUAGCACCUUUGGUAGAACUACGGGCGAUGACCAUUGGAGGGAAGUUGAUUGGAUGUUCUCCGCGGCUUCCGCGCAGUCGCCGGAGUUCGGUGGUGCCAUUGGCGAACUCGACGAGCAAUGGGGAGGAGGAGGCCGUUGCGAUGGAGAAGGACGAGGAGGAAGACAGAGGAGGAGGACGGUGAAGGAGGAGGAGGAGGAGGAGGAGAAGGAGGCGCCGACGAUGGAGGACGAGGGGGGAGAGGAGGAGGAGGAGGCGGAGGAGGAGGCGGAGGAGGAGGAAGAAGAGGUGGAGAAGGAGGAGGUCAUGACAAUGGAGGAGGGAGAGAACUUAGAGGAGGAAGAAGAAGAGGAGAAGGAGUGGGAAGAGGAUGAGGAAGAAGAGGAGGAGGAAAAAGAGGAGAAGGAAGAAGAGGAGGGCCCGACGAUGGGGGAGGAGGAGGAGGUGGAGGAGGAGGAGGCCAAGACGAAGGAGGAGGAGGAAGAAGAAGAAGAGGCAGAGGAGGAGGAGGAGGAGAAAGAAGGAGAAGAAGAAGAGGAGGACGAGGAGUAGGAAGUGCAGGGCAAAGAGGCAACGGCGGCGGCGGUGGCAACGGGGGAGGAGGUGGAGGAGAGAUGACGAGGAUGGGGAGGAGAAUGAGGAGUAGGAGGAGACCCCGAUGAUGGUGGAGGAGGAGGAGGAGAAGGAGGAGUGGGAGGGGGCUGAAAUGAUUGGCCACCCGAUCACUCCGCUGGCCCUCCCCGCUUUUUUUCCAAUCAAUCAAUCAAGCAAUC
Molecule: messenger RNA, 2904 nt
Organism: Chara braunii
Lineage: Eukaryota; Viridiplantae; Streptophyta; Charophyceae; Charales; Characeae
Source: the annotation of a GenBank genome assembly